GCCUAUAAAAUGUAAGAACCGCAUCUACCAUUCUCUUAACUUGUGGUUCCACUUUCUCUCUCUAACCAGUGACAGUAACCCAAACACACUGAGCAGAGAGACAGUGGAACCAGUUCCAAACUCAUAUCAGCCAUGGCUUCCUCCAAAGACCGCGACAACUUCGUCUAUGUUGCCAAGCUUGCAGAACAAGCUGAACGCUACGAUGAAAUGGUGGAUGCCAUGAAGAAAGUGGCGAAGCUAGACGUUGAGUUGAGUGUGGAAGAGAGAAACUUGUUCUCUGUUGGGUACAAGAAUGUGGUGGGGUCUCGGAGAGCUUCAUGGAGGAUCUUAUCAUCAAUAGAGCAGAAAGAGGAGUCAAAAGGGAAUGAGUUGUAUGUUAAGCGUAUCAGAGAUUACAGGCAGAAGGUGGAGUUGGAGCUCUCCAACAUUUGCAGAGACAUUAUGAUAGUUUUAGAUGAGCAUCUUAUUCCAUCCACUAAUAUUGCUGAGUCCACAGUGUUUUAUUACAAGAUGAAAGGAGACUAUUACCGGUAUUUAGCAGAAUUCAAAUCUGGUAAUGAAAAGAAAGAGGUAGCAGAUCAGUCACUUAAAGCAUAUCAGACAGCUUCUACCACUGCCGAGAGUGAACUACAAUCUACACAUCCCAUUCGUUUGGGUCUGGCUCUAAAUUUCUCUGUGUUUUAUUAUGAGAUAAUGAAUUCACCUGAAAGGGCCUGCCACCUUGCAAAGCAAGCCUUUGAUGAUGCCGUCUCAGAGCUGGAUUCCCUAAAUGAGGAAUCUUACAAGGACAGUACCUUGAUUAUGCAGCUGUUGAGAGAUAACCUUACUUUAUGGACUUCUGAUAUCCCAGAAGAUGAUGAGGACCAAAAAAUGGAAUGCACAGCCAGGAGUGGUCAAGGAGAAGAUGAGUUGGGCCGCUAACCCAUCAUUCUGUCAUAACUAUAAGAUUGAUAUAUCAAUUUUUCUCACAAGCAUAUUUUCUCCACUGUAGUGAAGCCUCUAUAUGAAUGAUGCACUGCACCUCAUCAACUUUGAGUUAUUGUUGUUAUUUCCGAGUGACAGCAUAUUUGAAACAUCUGCUUCAUUUGUAUGCUAUUUUUGGCCAGUUUUAUUCAUGUCUGGGACAGAAACACCAUUGAUUUGCAAUGCAUGAUUUCACUAUUUUUAUUCUAU
Messenger RNA from Abrus precatorius (Indian licorice), 1173 nucleotides. RefSeq names its product 14-3-3-like protein D. The coding region runs from base 133 to 921 and encodes 262 amino acids. Gene Ontology annotation, biological process: signal transduction. Gene Ontology annotation, cellular component: cytoplasm. NCBI's taxonomy places the organism in Eukaryota, Viridiplantae, Streptophyta, Magnoliopsida, Fabales, Fabaceae. The record is from RefSeq and is a predicted model, not a curated record. The transcript has 6 exons.